Messenger RNA from Acaulospora morrowiae, 1032 nucleotides. The record is from the annotation of a GenBank genome assembly. NCBI's taxonomy places the organism in Eukaryota, Fungi, Glomeromycota, Glomeromycetes, Diversisporales, Acaulosporaceae.
UUCAUGCAUUCUGCUCCUCGUUCUUUCGCCCAAUUCCAAUGGUCACAGAAACUCUGGUGGCUCUGUGACAUCAUUUCCAACCUCUAUAUCAUCCACAAGGAAGGUCAAGUUCAUGGCAACUUGCACACCGGUAACAUCCUCCAGACCGGCGACGAUUAUCGGGAAACCUAUUCUUCGAUAUCGGAUCUGGGACUGAGCAUACCGGCUGAUAGCACUUGUUCGAUAUCAACCAUCGCCAAAUCGAGGCAAGGCGAUAAUUUGUGUUAUGGUGUAUUGCCAUUUAUUGCUCCCGAAGUAUUACAAGGAAAUCCUGUGAGCAAAUACUCGGACAUUUACAGCAUUGGUGUGUUGAUGAUCGAAAUUGCCAAUGGGAAACCACCAUUCCAUGACAGAGCUCAUGACCAAGAAUUGGCCAAUGAGGUGUGCAAAGGGAGACGACCAACAAUCAUCGAAGGAUUCGCACCUGAAAAUUACGUGAACUUGGCAGCUCAUUGUUGUCACGAGAAUCCAUUAAAGCGACCCACGGUCAAACAUCUGUCGAUGAUACUACCACAUUGGCAUCAGUGCAUGAGCGGUAAAUUUAAUUCAAACGCGAAGUGCAAAGAGAUCCAACAAGGUUUCUUGAGGGCCGAUCAGAAAGUACUCGAGAAAGCGGAGUAUAGUCAAAGAAUGGAGCAAAUGGGAUCGUCCUCGAGCGAUGAGUGGGAUACCGAUGAUUUCGGGAGCGAUUACGGAAGUGAAAGUAGUGAGGGCAGUGAGAGGUUUAUGUCGACACGAAGCGAGUAUACGAAUGACAGCGAUAGUGGUGUAUGUGUGAGAGAAAGGUACGAGAGGGUCUGCGAAAGAAACGGUGGAUUCGAAAUACACCCUGGUGCGGUGUACACAAGUCGACUUUUGAAUUUCAAGAUAUCUACCUCGCAAACUCCUCAACAGCCUCCUCUCAAUGGUAACGAAGGCGAAUCACAUUAUAGUGAUUCCGAAUUUUCCUCAGAAUAUGACUUGUCUGAUGAUUUCUCAAAUUUGAGUCUUUGA